Messenger RNA from Frankliniella occidentalis (western flower thrips), 777 nucleotides. RefSeq names its product transmembrane protein 181-like. The record is from RefSeq and is a predicted model, not a curated record. Gene Ontology annotation, molecular function: toxic substance binding. NCBI's taxonomy places the organism in Eukaryota, Metazoa, Arthropoda, Insecta, Thysanoptera, Thripidae. The transcript has 3 exons. The coding region runs from base 46 to 762 and encodes 238 amino acids.
CGUCACCGUCACGUCACCGUUGUCGUGCUCCGCAGGUCGGUGCAGAUGCGCCUGUACUCGAUGCACAAGCGCGAGUUCCUGCUGGUGAUCGUCACGUUCCUGGCGUGCUGCGGGCUGAGCGUGCUCAUCGGGCUGGCGGGCCCCUCCAUCACGGCGCAGAGCGAGGUGCGCGCCACGUCGCUGCGCCCGGCGCUGUCGCCCGACCAGCUGGCCACGGGCAAGGCGCCCUUCAUCCUGCGCACGCCCGCGCUCUCCGCCUACCACCAGCAGCUCUGGCUCAUCGCCAAGGUGCAGACCGACAACGUGGACGACGAGCUGUACGACAAGGCGGUGCACAUCGCCGUAACGGUGUACGGCAUCAACGAGAACCACCGGCCGACGCUCAUGCUCAAGGGCGACGCCAAGCACAACCGGACGCGGCACCUGCACUGCCAGUGGCAGGACUGCGACGAGGUGGUGGUCAUGCACCUGGGCUUCCUAGCCUUCACGCACUACCUGCUCGAGAUCCACUUCUACGGCCUGGAGAGCCACACCUACAACGUCAAGGAGAUCACCUUCUACUUCCGCACGUACAACCCGGACUUCACUCAGAUCGAGAUUUGGUUCCGCCUCGUGUUCCUGGUCAUGACCUUCAUCGCCAUGGUGAGUCGUGGGGGCGCACUGCCGCAGCACUACACGCGGGGGAAAAGGGGUAUCUGUCUAGCUAAACCAAUAGCUAAAAGAGGGAUAACUAAUUGUCUACCUUUGAGGCUACAAAUUUAGCUUUUCAGCUAAACA